Messenger RNA from Chara braunii, 935 nucleotides. The record is from the annotation of a GenBank genome assembly. Lineage: Eukaryota; Viridiplantae; Streptophyta; Charophyceae; Charales; Characeae.
GGAGUGGUGGCAGGGUACACGAGGUGAAAAGUAUGCAAGGAGAGGUUAUGGAAGGACAUGGGGGCCUUCCCAAGAGACGAUGUGGAGGAUGACUUAAGGUUUGAUGAAACCAAUCUGGAGGACUUUAUCGAGAGCUUGCAGCUGACCGCAGAGAGAGGCGAGUGGAACAAGGAAGAAAGGAAGAAACAACUGAUCGCAAGAUCAAAAGAGAGUGAAAAGGAGGAAGUUAAAAGAAUUGUGGAAGGGAGCCGAACCUGGAAGAGAAUAACAACAGAAUUGUGGAUAGCCUACACCCAGACCAGGCAAGAUCAAACAAGAAAAGAAAGUCUGCAAGAGAAGGGGCUAUGGAUUGGAAAAGAGGUGGCUGAGCCACAGGGGAAGGAGGCAGAAGAUGAAGAAGAAGAUAAUGUGCCUAUGAAGAGAUUGAAAAACAAGACGAGAGUCUCCCCCAAGAGCAGCAUCAAGGGAUUUGAACAGGCUGAGGGGGAUGAGCAGGAAGAGGAGGAGGCAGCAGAAGUGAGGAAAAGAAGCAUGGAGGCAAGUAUGGUACCGAGAAAGAAGAAACUUGGAAAGAAAAGGGCAAUUGAGAGUGGAAGGGAAGAGGUACAAGAGAGGAGGAGUGAAAAGGAGGGAGGAGUGAAGGAAGCUGGAGAAGGGAAGAAGAUCCAGGAAGAAGGAUAGGCUCCCAAGGUCAAGAGGACUGAGGAAAAGGGACCAAUUGGAAACAGAGAAAGGGAACAGGCAAGUGGGAUAAGAAGGAAGGAAGAUGAGAGGGAUGCCCAGGUGAAAAAGUUGAUAAGAGAUAUGAAAGAGAUGAGGGAGGAAAUGAAAGGGUUGAAGAAAGGGAAGGAGGAAUUACAGAAAGAAGUGAGUCAAUUGAGGGCCGCCCUAACUAUGAGCGACAGAAAAUUGGAGAAUGAAGCGGCCACGAUAGG